AUGAGAAUUAUAAUUUCAUUUUUAAAUUUAAUUUUAUUUUUGCAUUUUAAAAUUAAAUUAAAAAUUGAAUUUCCUUUUGCAGAACAAGGCGAGGCGGAAGCAGCAGCUAAAGAGCUGCAGCAAGAAGCAGCAGCAGCAGCAAAAGACAGCGAAGAAAAAGAAGCAGCAAAAGAAGAAUUUAAUAAAAGUGAAGAAGAAAAAGGCGACGGAGCAGCAGCAGCAGAGACACCCGAAGGAGCCCGAGGUGUACAUACACCUGAGCAAGGAGCCGCCGCUGCGGCGCAAAACGAAACUGCUGCUGCUGCUGCUGCUGCUGCUGCUGCUGCUGCUGCUGCAGACAGCAACCCAGAAACAGCAAGCAGAGAGUCCGAAAGAGGUGAAUCGGCGGAAAGAGACAAAAGCGAAAUAGAUGCAGCAGCGCAGCAAGCAAGAAGCCACGAGCAGCAGCAGCUGACCCCACUGCAGCAGCAGCAGCAGCAGCAGCAGCAGGUGCUGUUUGAAGCCGACGAGCAGCAGCACCUGCGCACGCAGGAACCGCAGGCAGCAGCAGCAGCAGCAGACGCAGCAGCAGCAGCAGCAGCAGCAGCAAAUCGUUCCAGAAGCAGCAAAUGCGAAAUGAAAAGAAGACACACAACAACUGAAGUUCUUCAUGACUCGCCGAGCAGCUCUGCAGGCUCUUCAGCUCGGGAGGAGGCGGGGAGCAGCGGAGCGAAGGCUCUGGCAGCUGAGCUGCAGCAGCAAAGCGCGCUGGGCGUGUCUUUGGACGGGGAGUUGGCAGCAGCAGAAAAGCUUUUGGAAGCAGCAGAAGAAGCAAAUGGAAAAGUUGUUAACAGACUGGUGGUGCUGCUGGGGGCUCAGGCGCUGCCGGAGCUGCGGCGCAGCAGCAGCCAGCUGGCCAGCAGCAGCAGCAGCAGCAGCAGCAGCAGCAGCAGCAGCAGCAGCGAAGAGCCCCAGCUCCGCGUCACCCGCGAAAGCUACGAAGAGGCCCUGCUGCAGGCCACGCAGCUCGAGCAGCAGCGCAGCAGCUUGAGGGCGCGGCUGCAGCAGCUGCUGCGCAGCAAAGAGCAGCAGCAGCAAACGCAUGCAGCAAAAGUCGCAGAGUGCAGACGCGCCUUUGCGUGA
Eimeria necatrix is the source of this 1122-nucleotide messenger RNA. RefSeq lists its product as hypothetical. NCBI's taxonomy places the organism in Eukaryota, Apicomplexa, Conoidasida, Eucoccidiorida, Eimeriidae. The record is from RefSeq and is a predicted model, not a curated record. The coding region runs from base 1 to 1122 and encodes 373 amino acids. The transcript has 2 exons.